Molecule: messenger RNA, 2856 nt
Organism: Fonsecaea nubica
Lineage: Eukaryota; Fungi; Ascomycota; Eurotiomycetes; Chaetothyriales; Herpotrichiellaceae
Exons: 1
Coding region: 1-2856 (951 amino acids)
Biological process (GO): spindle assembly; meiotic cell cycle; microtubule nucleation
Cellular component (GO): centrosome; spindle pole; gamma-tubulin small complex
Molecular function (GO): microtubule minus-end binding; gamma-tubulin binding
Source: RefSeq, a predicted model, not a curated record
AUGGCGGACCCACGAUUGAACCGCAUCGAGGGCACCUUGACCUCUCUCCUUGAAAGCCUUGUUCCAGCUCUUUCUUCCGACCAAGACGACACUGAUACCGAGUUCCGCAUUGAACGCGCUAUUCGGUAUGCAAAAGAGACCGUCCUCGGAGCCGAUGGCAGACUGCCCCCAGAUACCAAUCAGGCGCAAGACUUGAUCAAGCGCAAGUUGUUGCGAGAGAAUGCCUCUCCAGAGAAAGCGGCCAGGUUUAGCAAUUUGUAUUCCAGACUACUCGCCAUUCCCGUUCUCAACCAGAAAUGGGCCAUUUUGUAUCUCCUCUACAAGCUGUCGGACAAGUCUCUCCCUGAGCGUCCUCGAAACCCUCUUGCGGACUCGGAGCACCUCGCAAAUAUUCCGCGGCGACGCACCUUGUCCCCCGAAACCACUUUUACGGCGGAGGAGGAGCUAGAAGAAGAUUAUGAUAAUGAAGAAGGAGAAGAAGAGCCGGAACUGCCGAAGGUGUCGACCCGUAGCCAUCGUGCCUUGUCAACCAGAUCCCGAAAAGCCAAUGAACAGAUUGAACCGGCCGUGAAAGAGGAGGAACAAUUACAGACUCAAGAACCAGUUGAAGAGAAACCUCCCGCGCAGAAGCAGGAGCCUCGAGUCAUCUAUCCUUCGGAAUUAGAUCUGCUGCGUGACUUGCCGUUCAAUCUACAAGGCGUGUCAUCCGCACACCUUCAAUUCGCAGACAAUGGCUCUCUCAAACUGCCCCCUAGUCUGCCGGUUCCCAUUCUUUCUCUCCUCCAUGCACUCGCAGAGCCUUGUCUGCUCUAUCGGGGAUUGGCAGAGUAUGCUGCAGGUCAGGACGGAGGUCUCAUUGAUCAGAGCCUUCGUUCCGCCAUCAACAAUGAGCUACGCUCCUACUUGAGCCUGGUCGCCUCGUUGGAGACCGAGGUUCGACAAGCUUUGGCCUCUAUUCAGAAUGCGAAAGACCCGAAAGUGGUGCGCCUCACUGGUGUCACGUUGAAGCGAUGUCUGAUUUGGACAAGAGAGGCCACCAUGGCCCUUCGAUUGAUGAAACUGAUUGUCGAGGACUCGAGGCAGAAGCGAGGAGGGCAAGUGCUAUCUCUCAUACACAACUUGUCCUCAUCCCAUGGCGAUCCCUUUGUGGCGUCAUUUGCGGAAAAGCUUCUGGCACAUGUUGCACGUCCGUUUUAUGAGAUGCUCAGGCAUUGGAUCUAUGAUGGAGAAUUGAUUGACCCAUACCACGAAUUCUUCAUAACACAGCCCGAUCCGACUGCGCAACCUCCGGUCGAUCAUAGACACGUUGCGACUUCCGUGUGGGAAGAGAAAUACAAGCUCGACUCAGGCAUGGUACCGUCGAUCAUAUCGUCCGAGUUCUCCAGAAAGGUCUUCUUGAUUGGCAAAUCUCUCAACUUCAUUCGCAACAACUGCGGAGACUCGGACUGGGUCAUCAAAUAUUCCAAAUCAAAUUCAAAGUCACUCGACUACGCAAACACGGCCAAUCUCGCACAGUCAAUCGAUGUGGCUUACCGAACGACAAUGUCGCGAUUGACUCAUCUGAUGUCGACAAAAUUUGGCCUGUUCACACACUUGACGGCAAUAAAGAAGUAUAUGUUGCUGGCCCAGGGUGACUUCUUUGAACUCCUCAUCGAGUCGUUGGCUCAACAUCUCGAUCGUCCCGUGAAUUCAAUGUACCGACACAACCUUACGUCGCAACUGGAACAUGCCAUACGGCACUCCAACGCCCAGUAUGACGACGCCGAAGUGCUGCGACGAUUGGAUGCCCGAAUGCUUGAAUUGUCGAGCGGCGAGAUCGGCUGGGACUGUUUCACCCUGGAAUACAAAAUCAGUGCCCCGUGUGACGUUGUCAUUACUCAAUGGGCCAACACACAGUAUCUCAAGAUAUUUAACCUGCUCUGGAGAAUCAAACGGGUCGAGUAUUCCCUCAGCUCGACCUGCAAACGAUGCAUGACGGGCGGUCGAGGAGUCCUUGCUGCAGUUAGUGACAAACUGGGCAACGAUUGGAAACGGUCGAGAUGUGUUGUCGCAGAGAUGGUUCAUUUCGUUAAUCAGCUUCAAUAUUAUCUUUUGUUUGAGGUCAUUGAGGCCAGCUGGAAGAAGCUCGAAGAGGCUUUGCACAAGCCGGAAGCCACCCUUGACGAUCUAAUCGAAGCUCACACCAAUUACCUGAACAACAUUACGAAAAAGGGGUUGAUCGGGCAGCAAAGGCACCCGGUAACAGGCCAGCAAGAGGACAGCCUUAUUGUCCAAGUCCACCACAUCCUGAAAUGCAUGCUUGCCUAUCGAGAAGUCAUUGACUCCCUCUACUCGUACAGUGUUGCAGAGUACACUCGACGUCAACAGUUCAGUGCGAAGAUAGAGCGACGAACUGCUCAAGGGAAAUGGGGUAUCACCGAAAAGGAUCUCCUGGGUGAUUCGAGGGCCAGCACACCCACCUCCGUAGCAGGUGCAGGAGCUCUCAGGGGCAAUCAACUCCUCGUCGAAGAGAAUGAUUCAUCACUUGCUACACCCAAUGAAAAUAUACACAUUGGGGACGACGAGACUCAUCUGAAUUCUCUGAGGGCACGACAGUUGCAUCUAUCGGCCGAUUUUCGAUCGCGGCUCAGCAUGCUGUUGUAUGAUUUGGCACACCAACCGGACGUCGAUCUGAGAUUUUUGGGAGUGGUCAUGAAUUUCAACGAGGUGUAUCAACCCGUCAACAUCCGGCGGCAACAAGCUAGACGGGCUCGAGAGAAACGAGAACUGGAACGGAAGGCUCGUGAAGCCACUGUUUCUUCCGAAGGCAACAUCUCUCUGGAUAAGGACUUGAACAGCUCGGCCGCGAAGUCAUGA